UCAAUUGUUGUUGAAUCGCCAAUCGAUCAAUCAAAUUUCUUUAAAAAAAACCAAGAAAAUGCAGUACAAGAAUCUGGGUCGAUCCGGUCUAAAAGUGAGCCAGCUUUCAUACGGAGCAUGGGUCAGCUUCGGCAACCAAUUGGAUGUCAAAGAAGCAAAAUCAUUACUCCAGUGUUGCAGAGACCAUGGAGUGAACUUCUUCGAUAACGCCGAGGUUUACGCUAAUGGUCGAGCCGAAGAAAUCAUGGGUCAGGCGAUCCGUGAACUGGGUUGGAAACGGUCUGAUAUUGUGGUUUCAACCAAGAUUUUUUGGGGCGGUUCUGGUCCGAAUGACAAAGGAUUGUCCAGAAAACAUAUAAUUGAGGGUACUAAAGCUUCUCUUAAACGAUUGGAUAUGGAUUAUAUUGACGUUCUUUAUUGUCACAGGCCUGAUUCAUCGACUCCGAUUGAGGAGACUGUGAGGGCGAUUAAUUAUGUUAUUGAUAAGGGUUGGGCGUUUUAUUGGGGGACUAGUGAGUGGUCUGCUCAGCAGAUUACUGAAGCUUGGGGAGUUGCUGAACGGUUAGACAUGGUCGGACCGAUCGUCGAGCAGCCUGAGUAUAAUUUGCUGUCUAGGCAGAAGGUAGAGUCAGAGUAUCUUCCUCUGUACACCAACUAUGGGCUGGGUCUCACCACUUGGAGUCCACUUGCAUCUGGGGUGCUCACUGGAAAAUAUACCAAGGGUGCCAUACCUCCUGAUAGUCGGUUUGCUUUGGAAAAUUAUAAAAAUCUUGCUAGCCGGUCACUGGUUGAUGACGUUCUGAAAAAGGUUCAAGCACUAAAGCCAGUUGCUGACGAACUGGGUGUGCCUUUAUCUCAACUUGCAAUUGCAUGGUGUGCUGCUAAUCCAAAUGUUUCAUCAGUUAUUACCGGCGCUACAAAGGAGUCUCAGAUAAUCGAGAACAUGAAAGCUAUCGAGGUCAUCCCGUUAUUGACUCCCGCCGUUAUGGAGAAGAUCGAGGCUGUCGUUCAAAGCAAGCCGAGACGUCCUGAUUCAUAUAGGUAAAUCACCUUAGGAGCACGCACAUUCACGUUUUCUGCGCAUUAUGAAGCAUCGGUUCUUGAUCAAUAGUGUUGUGUGCUGUACAAUUAAAUUAAGUUAUUUUGUCUUAGAACUUGAAGAAAUCCAGCCAACUCAGAUUGGACUUUCAUAUUUACUUGGUUUUUUCUCUAUUUGUCACUUAUGAUUAUUGGUGGAAUGAAUGUGGAUGAUGUUCAUAAUGCUGUACUGAUCAGAAUUGAUAAUUAUGGAUUGCUCCAUUUACAGGAAACAUUAAUCUUCCACUCA
Molecule: messenger RNA, 1327 nt
Organism: Mercurialis annua (annual mercury)
Lineage: Eukaryota; Viridiplantae; Streptophyta; Magnoliopsida; Malpighiales; Euphorbiaceae
Product: probable voltage-gated potassium channel subunit beta
Exons: 5
Coding region: 59-1045 (328 amino acids)
Source: RefSeq, a predicted model, not a curated record